Messenger RNA from Sclerotinia sclerotiorum 1980 UF-70, 216 nucleotides. RefSeq lists its product with no specific name. The record is from RefSeq and is a predicted model, not a curated record. The coding region runs from base 1 to 216 and encodes 71 amino acids. NCBI's taxonomy places the organism in Eukaryota, Fungi, Ascomycota, Leotiomycetes, Helotiales, Sclerotiniaceae. The transcript has a single exon.
AUGAGGCUCUGGGGAGUACGAAUUCGGAACUGGUGGCUGCGUUGCGAGGGUUUCAGUGUUACCCGUGGAUAUGGAUAUCUUAGAUCGGAUGAGAUGAAGAUGAAGCAAUUAUUGCUUUUGAUGAGUGAGGCUGUCAAGGUUGGGUUUGAUGAGUUUGAUAUUGGGUUUCUGACUGAUUGUCUGUCUGGGUGGAAGACUUGUGGUGAAUAUUCAUGA